UGGCGGCUUGCAAGACGAGUCAGAGGCAAGAUAAGAGUUCGUGUAGGACGAGGAUACCGGCGAAUCAAGGUGAAGCGCGGGAGACCGCUAUUCCGAGCGCGAAAACCGACUUGGAAACGAUCAUCUUACAAACGCAAGAAAAGCCGGACUUUGCGGCGCUACAUGCGAAGAACAAGACAGUUGCGACGUGACCGACGACGACAAAGGCGAGUGGAUAGACGUAUACGACGGAGGAGGAGGCGAAUCAGCCCUUUGAAGAUUCAUUAUCGCGGAAAGACGAGAAAAAUCUAUAAAUGGAAGGGUAAUUUAACAUUCCGUCUAAUGGGUCGCCGAAGAAAAAUCAGGUACAGCCCAGGAAAGUUCCGUUUCCGUUACAGGAAAGGUUGGCGAGAAAUUCCCGAGAAAAGUUAUCGCCUUUCUGCCCGCGUGAAAAGAAGAUGGAGAAGGGUACAAGGAUCCCGCGUUCGUAUCGGUAGAAAGUACGCGAAGAUCAAAGUUACACCCCGCAGAAUCCUUAUCAAAAAAAGAAGGAGAUGGAAAUCAUUAAAACGGGCAAAGGUUCGAAGACCCAGGAGGCUGCCUUGGAAAGCUAGAGGCAGGCGCAGAGGACCGCGACGUGGUGUAGUACGUUUUCGGUUUAACCGAAUCUGGCGAUCUGUCAGGCCAAAGGGAGGGAUGUUAAGCUUCCGCAUUAGACGCAAACCAUACUUGUUGAAAUUCCGGAGAAAAUCAGUUUUUUAUCGCUUUAAAAGAGCAAGGAAAUGGCUCCCUGUCAGAAAUGUGUCAAAGAACGUUAAGAUUCGUGUGAAAGGAAGUUACAGGCGUGUGAGGCCAGUCGGUAACAGGCUUGGCGUCCGUUACCGCGGAAGGAGCAGACCAAUUCGAGUCAGUCGUGGAAAACUAAGAUUCCACAACGGUCUUAAAUGGAGACGAACUUCGACUUCUUACGGUCGACAGGCAAGAAAACGGAGAGAACGUAAAGGGUUGCUGAAGCGCUGGGCAAGGUUCAUGCGCCGUAGAAGAAAGCAGCAACGCCGCUAUGGGUUACGUUCUGGAAGACUCCUGUUCAAGUAUGGCAGAAAAUUUAGAAAGGUCCAGAGGAGGAUGGGGCGACUACGAUUCCGUGUUGGUCGUAAAAGAUAUGGCCUUAGAAUUCGUGGAGGGAGAGUGAGUAUACGCCCUGGGAAUAAGCCAUGGCGACCGGUUAAACGUAUCAUUCGCCGCCUAAAGGUGGUUACCCGACGAAAACUACGCUGGAUAUAUCCUAAACGAGGACUACUAAAGAUAAAUAUAAAAGGGAAAGGAAGACCAAUCAGCUUCCGUCGUGGACGUCCAAAGAUCAAAUUUGGCAGGAAGUGGAUAGGCCUCAAUCGGAAGAGGAAAUAUCCCGAAAUGCGACUCAAAUAUAGAGGAAGGUAUAGGAAAGUUCAGAGAAGACGUGGUGGCUGGAACAUAGUAUACCGAGGCAGAUUGAGACGAGUCAUACUGAGAGGAAAACAGUUUGGGAUCCGUGUCAGGGGACGAUGGAGAUAUGUGCCUUCCAGAGAAGGAGCUUUGAAGAUACGUCGCAGAGGAACAUGGCGAUCUGUGCGAAUCUGCUGUGACAAGCCCCGCGCUAUGUUUAACGGUCGUCUUCGAAGAUUACGUCUGCGCAAUGGGAAGGUGAAGAUACGAAGACGACUGGGUUGGGAAAAAAUACCACGGCGGAAUCGGGGCCCAUUUGGUUUUAAAAUGAGAGAUAAAAUCGCUGAACAAGGUACAAAGAAGAAAUCUCUAAAUUCAGAAGAGAAUUAUUUCAUAGAUCCUAGCUCAGUAACAAAAACUUCCGUGAAGCCGCAAGUGUACGAGUCACCACCUACAGCUGCUGACCAGCAAGAACCCGCCUUACCAGAAGCCGAGGAAUCAAGCUUAGGGAGGGGCAAUGGUACGAGCGGCAACGAAAUGUUACUGGAAAAUUAAAACGGAAUAAUUAGAGCAGCAAGAAUAAACUAUUUUCAAGUGAGGGAGACUUAAACGAUUUACUAACUGAUAUUAGUCUAAUUCUAGAGGGUCUCAAUGGGGUUAACCGUGAGCCUUAAUUCAAAAUAGCCUUUAAGCGUAAAAAUUGACAAAUUUUAAUCCAUAGUCACAAAAAAGGUUAACCAUAAAUUUCUGUCUGAUAACCACAAAAGAAAGAAAAUAACGGUUAGCCGUAAAAUUACCCAAAUGCCACCCGUAUGCCGUAAAAGAUAUUACCCCAUUGAGACUCUCAUUCUAUAAUGCAGCGUCACAAGGUAAAGGAAUGAUCAAGUGGACAGUUGGGAAAGGGAGUGAGAUUCCAACCGUUGUGUGUUAUUUACACUUUUCUAGGAAGUUAACAUCUCUAACUCACAAUUUACUAAGCGUGCAUCAAUCGGACGCAGGCGAGAGUUCACUGGUGUUCGUUCAACAGGUUUGGCUAUGUAGCCAGGAAAAGGGAUGGGUCUCUUUCCUCAAAAGAAUUGUUAUUAAACAUGUGGAAUGAUUCGUAAACAGUAAGAGUGCAAUUUGAAAUCAGUGAUGCUAAAUAAUCAGAAGCCAAUUUCUAUGGGACAAGCAGCACGGGACAAACUUAGUUUGGUGAGCGAAAAAAAAGGGAAUUAUUUUUGGGCCUCCGGGAAGUAUUUUUAAUUGUCAUUCAAGGGAGUCCUGCAAGGUAGUUGUGAUGAAGGUUUUUUAGUAUCUCCUUGUU
This is a messenger RNA of Pocillopora damicornis (cauliflower coral), 2710 nucleotides long. RefSeq lists its product as uncharacterized. The record is from RefSeq and is a predicted model, not a curated record. NCBI's taxonomy places the organism in Eukaryota, Metazoa, Cnidaria, Anthozoa, Scleractinia, Pocilloporidae.